AUGGGUUUUUCCUCCCAAACGGACACAUGAGUCCAUCACUGGGAUGGACCCGAGGGCCGGGAUGUGCCCAUGCUCGGCACUGCAUGCAGGCUCUUCAGCCCUGGGAACAUCCCCCUCCAUUGCCCCAGGACUCAGAAAAAGCCAAGACAUUUGUACAUGCCUUCCUGAAGCGCAGCAUGCCCAAAAUGAAAGAUGAAGCUAUCCAGGAUAUGUUAACUAGGAAGGCWGUAGUUCUUGAGCAUUAUGCCAAAAAAAAGGUCAAGCAAAAGAGGAAGAAGACAAAAGGUUUUACUGCCAAGCAGAGGAGAGAGYUGCGUCUGUUUGAAAUUGAACCUGAACAGCAAAGAUAUGCCAUCUUCCUCCCACUCCAUGAGCUCUGGAAACAGUACAUCAGGGACCUGUGCCAUGGACUCAAACCCGAUGCGCAGCCCCAUAUGAUUCAGGGCAAGCUGCUAAAAGCUGAUCUCCAUGGAGCUCUUGUUACAGUUACAAAAUCGAAGUGCCCCUCUUAUGUCGGGAUAACAGGAAUCAUUCUACAGGAAUUUAAACAUGUUUUCAAAAUUAUCACUAAAGAGGACAAGUUAAAAGUUGUUCCCAAGCUCAACAACGUAUUUAGCUUGGAGCUUGAUGGAUUCAUUUCCUACAUCUAUGGAAGCAAGUUCUUGCUCAGAGCAAGUGAGCGAUCUGCAAAAAAAUUCAAGUUGAAAGGAACUAUUGACUUAURAUUUUAUGGAAAGUCAGAAGCAUUCACAGAAAUGUCUGCUGUYUUCCUGUAGUUCAAAGAGAAGAUUUUCUGGCAGAUUGGAAAAGCAACAGCCAUGUGAAAUAUUCAUAAAGCAUUUCUUCUUACUGAAGAAUAAGCAGUAUCUGCUGUCUUUAAGCAGUCUCUCAGACUGUUGAAAUUGGUUGUAUCUGUUUUGUAAUUUGUAUAUAAUGUUCUGGCUUUUAAUAAAGUUACAUGGUUAGUAUUAACUAUCUUCUAUUUUAGUUUCUAAUUGUAAAUUUGUACAGUGAAAAUUAUAUCUUGUAACUCUGUAAUAAAUACUAUUGUUGCCUUCUGUAUAAAUUGGGCUUUAGCUGCCUGUUUUAUGCUGGCAGUGAGAGUGCAGGUGGUGACAGCUGCUCUUUAUAAUCUUUGUUCCUGACCAACAUCAGCACCUUUG
This is a messenger RNA of Malurus melanocephalus (red-backed fairy wren), 1163 nucleotides long. It is a transcript of the gene POP4, whose product is annotated as POP4 homolog, ribonuclease P/MRP subunit. Lineage: Eukaryota; Metazoa; Chordata; Aves; Passeriformes; Maluridae. Gene Ontology annotation, cellular component: ribonuclease MRP complex; ribonuclease P complex. Gene Ontology annotation, biological process: tRNA 5'-leader removal; rRNA processing. Gene Ontology annotation, molecular function: ribonuclease P RNA binding. The record is from RefSeq and is a predicted model, not a curated record.